Messenger RNA from Pteropus alecto (black flying fox), 4901 nucleotides. Its product is annotated as splicing factor, suppressor of white-apricot homolog. NCBI's taxonomy places the organism in Eukaryota, Metazoa, Chordata, Mammalia, Chiroptera, Pteropodidae. The transcript is spliced from 3 exons. The record is from RefSeq and is a predicted model, not a curated record.
AGGUGGUGGGUGGUCCGCAGUUCCCCCACUGAGUCCCUGACGCUGUCUCCGCCCAGACCAGGGGGAUGAAGGAUUAUCUUUGCCAGCUGGUCAUUAAGUGCUGCUAUACUGACUUAUUUUGAAAACUUACCUUACCAGAAAAUUUUAAACUCACUGUUUAAGAAUAGUACAGUGAACAGCCGUGUGCACAUAAUCUCUAGCUCGAUGCUGCAGUUUACCAUUUUGCCAUAUACUGCUUUUCUCUCUGUCCCCUCCCCCCACCACCACCACUUUGUAUAUUUCAUGACAGUGACAAGUCUGGGCCAGCUGCAUCACAGAAGGUCCAGCAGUCCGGGUGUGUCUUACUGUGGUCUCACGCUCAGGUUCCUGAUACUAUCUUUGGCAAUAAAAAUGUGAGGUGGUAGUGUGCGACUUCCCAUUGCAUCACCCCAGGAGACCCAAGCGUCUGUUAGUCCCUCACCGGUGAUGCUGGGUUUGACCGCUGGGCAGAGAUGCCACCGCACGUAAUGGUGCCUCUUUCUCUUUGAACUAACGAGUGAUGGGGACGGCACCGAGACAGUGUGCAUUCCUGUUGGCAGCAGCCUCUUCUCGUUGGUCUUAGCGCCUCCAAUGCCUGUGUCAGUUCUCGCCCUGGUGACGCCGUGGUGACGGCCCAGCCAUGACCGUCUAAUUCUGCCCCCCUUUGUUUUAGCGUGACUGUGGACUUAGGAGGGGACUUUUAUUAGUUGCGCAAUAAUCCAUCGCCAUCGUUCUGUUUGAGGGUGUCACCUUCAGCCUCAUCGUUCUUUGAGCACUUACUUGUUGCUUUGGGCAUGAGUUUGCAGGCUCAGCUGCUGCUUCCCCACCCGCUCCCCAGGAUCAGCCUCUUCUGCAGCAAACCCAGCUCCUUCGGAGAGUAUUUGGAAAUCGAGAUCUGAGCAUAUUGAAUCUUUUUUAAGAGUAAAAUUUGUAAGACUGUUGGGCCAAACCGUAUGAGAGCACACGUCAGCAGGGUGAAAACAGAAGGUUCUUUUGGGAUUGGCCAACGAAUUCCUGCUCUUAGCACUGCACUCGGCAUGGCAGUCAGCGACAGGACUGUGCUGUGGCUCCGGCGUUUACCUGCCUUGUUGGUUCAGGGUCGACUCUGAUUUUCGAAGGAUGCAUCUCAUGAUACCCUAGAGCAACCACCAAAAAAGUAGCUAAAAAGCCAACAGGAUAUAGAAUAGACCCUUAAAAAUGCUUUAUUAACUCAAAGCAGAAGAGUGGGGAGGAGAGGUAGAGGAUGAACGCGUGGUUGGCUGGAAAGCGGGAUGCAGACUUCACGCCGUCCGUGCAGGAAAUCCCGUUAGGCAACUCGGCUGGCCAAGAGGCAGCGGUCUGCGCCGGCAUCAGAAGCGACACCUGCAGCCUGCUGCUUGUGAGAGGCGCUUCGGGUAUAAACACACAGGCGCCAUACGGUGCCAGCAAGAAGGAAGGCGGCAUGGCCCCAUCAGCGGGGGACAGUGUGGGCCGGAAGUGCCAGACAUAACGAUUAUGGGCCAUCUCAGAGUGACCGAGGGGUCAGUCCUUCAUGAGGACGUGAGUUUUAAAACGAGUACAUGGGAUGAAAGAGCUUAACAUGCUUGAAGCACAAACUGACAAGAUUGAAGGAGCGGGUUGAGAACAAAAGCCUGCGGAUCCAGAAAAUGCGAACAGCGCUGCCAGCCAGCCGAGCGCCACAGCCCACAGCUGGAGAACGCACAUCCUCCUGCGCGCGAGACAGUCAGAGGCUGGACAGAGCCCUGUGCCACCCAGUAGCGUCUCGGAGCGUCCCCAGGAUGCGGGGGAUGCGGGGCGUGCUCCCUUACCACGUGGCAGUGAGUGUAACUGUAAGGAGACGUAGAAAACCCUCAAACGUUUGGAGUCACCACAUUUUUAAAUUGCCCGUGGAUCAAAGAAGAAAUCACAGAAGAAAGAAAAUGUUUUGAAAUAAACGAUAAUGAAAAUAUAACAUUGACAUCUCGGGCUGGGGGAGCUGUGCUCAGACCGAGUGAGUCAGUAGCUUUAUGUGUUUAUGCAAAGAAGAAAGAUGUAAGAACAGUAACUUACUCUUCUGUCUUGAGAAGCUGGAAAAAGAAGAACAAAUUGAACCCGAAAGACAUAGAAGCAAGGAAAUAGUAAAAACACCAGAAAUCAACAGAGAACAGGGAAAUAGUAAAACCAAAGAUGGUUCUUUAAAAAUGAUUAAAAAUUUGAUAAAUCUUUAUUUACAUUGAUCAAGAACGAGGGCCUACAGAUAUUACAAGGGCAGUGGAAAUAAAUCUUGUUUUGGAUAAUUUACAACUUAGGUGAAAUGGACAUCAGUCAAUUCCCGCAGCCUUCAAGACAGAAGGGCACCGGUUUAUAGACACCCCUGAAAGAAAACAGGAGAGGGAGAGCGCGCUGCCCAGCCCUCCUCAGGCGGCCGUCACAGCCAACCCCCGAAGCAGAUGGGCAGCACGUGCGGGGUGGCGGGCGUGGAGUGUGUGCACGGGCCUGUGCCCUGGAGGACAUAGAGGAGCCCUUAAAGCGUUAGCUGACUCGAGUCUAGCGGUUUAUGGAAAGGGCGGUAGGUACAUCGUGGCCAGCUGGGGUUUCCCUCGGGAGUCCGGGGCUCCUUGGCGGUCAGAACCAGCUGUCGCGAUUCACUGCAUUCACAGGGUAAGUGGGGAAAGUCGUGUGGCAGCUCUGUGGAUGCGGAGGAAGCAUUUGACACAGUUCAUCACUCCUCAAACAAGAAAGGAGGCAGAGCUUUUGGCAAACGCGCGAGGGAGAGCCGGGCGCUCUUCCCGGGGGCCGAGCGGGGCCGACGGGCCGCCGGUUCGUGCCACGGCAGCGAGGCAGAGAGCUAAAAUGCCUAAAGUUGGAAAGGAAAAACUAAACUGUCUUUUUUACAUAAUUAUGUAAACUCUUAAGGCAUCUCUUAAGUCUAUUUCUGAGUGCUAGGCCAGGACAAUUGAAAAAUGAAGUUAAAAACAAUACCAUUCGUGCCAAUACCAAAAAAAACCCCACUUCGGGAUAAAUAUGAAGAAACACGUGGAAGACUCUGUUCACUGAAAACCACGAGAUGUUUCAGAGAAACAUGUAAGGAAACAAACACGGGAGACAGCCCGCAUUCUUGGGCUGGACGGCGGGGUGUCGCUCAGGCCGGUGUCCCCACAUGGCUCUGCAGAUGCCCUGCAUCCCGGGGACAGUUCCCACGGCUUCUCACGGGCCUAGGCAAACAGCCUGUGACCCGUGUGGCCCUGCCAAGGGCCAGCGCAGCCCAAACAGCCUCGAGACAUGAGGCUGGGGGACGGUUCCUAGCGGUGCGAGACUCCCCAGAACGCCACAGCAGCAGAGACGGCGUGCGGUGGGUGCCUCGGAGUCAAAGAGGCCAAAGCCAUCAGUGAGGGAAGUGCUCAGAAUGCGCCUGACGGCGGAACACGCAGGCCUGACGCCCGAGCCCAAGGCCCAUGCGGGCCGGGACCCCAGCGUGAAAACCGGAGAGCACCACCACCACCUCGGGGUGGCGAAGGUGCCUGAGGGUAUGGAAACCCCACACAGAGAAGAAAUAAUAAGCCUGAUUUCUGUGAAGUUGAAAGCUCCACACAAAAGGCACAAUUGCACAAUUAAGAAGUGGCCAGGCAGGCCCCAGACCGGGAGAAGCAGUGGCCAUAUGUGAUUACGACGGGGGCCGGUGGCUGGGAGGACCUUCCGUGGAAGAAUGUACUGAAAUAAACACCCGUCAGACAGCACCCGGAAAGGCACUCGGCGUCUCCCAGGGGAACGCGGUUCAGAACCCCAAGAUGCUAGGCUGAAAACGGCAGCGGCGCUGGGCAGCCACCACGGUUUCCCGCGGCGUGGAUGCUGCCGCGCGUCCCAGGAGCUGUCUGUGGUUCCCCGAUCCCGUGGGGCGUCGGGGAGCAAGUCCUCCUCCGACUCAUGCACGAUUCCUUAAGCACAGGCUCGGAGCGUGUGGUCCCGUGAGAUCGCACCGCGGCGGGCCGGAGCCUGCGGGGCGCGGGCAGCCACAGGGGCGCGGGCCAAAUGGCGGGAUCCCGGGCGUGCGCCCUGGACUGCGCGCCUGCCUGGACAUCAAGGUGCCCAGAAUGGCAAGGGGGGCUGGGACCUGCGUGACGUGGACGUGCAGGCCUCGGCGACGGGUCACAGCAGGGAGGCGCUGACAUGAGCCACGGCACAACAGCACGCGUUCGCUUUGUGAGCGUUCUAGGUACAGGCGACGCGCGGGGGCGGCGGGCCCUGCGGACUGGAUUCGGCGCCCCUGCGGAGGAGAGCGCGCAUGCGGGCGGAAGUGUCCCCGCCCGGAAGCCGGGCCUCAGGGCCGCCCGCGCCCUUGGCUGAGCAUGCUUUCUUUCCAGAAGCCCCCACGAGAAGAAGAAGAAGAGGCGAUCCCGGUCACGCACUGCAGCCAAGGCCGGGUCCCGGCCAGCAUCCCCGAGCAAGCAGGCCGCGCGCCGGCACUCGGCCCACUCGGCCAGCAUCUCUCCCGUGGAGAGCCGGGGCUCCAGCCAGGAGCGCUCCAGGGGCGUUUCUCAGGAAAAGGACGGCCAGAUCUCCUCAGCGAUCGUGUCUUCCGUCCAGAGCAAGAUAACCCAGGACCUCAUGGCCAAAGUCAGAGCGAUGCUCGCAGCUUCCAAAAACAUGCAGACCAGUGCCUCCUGAGACCGCGCUGCUCGGCGGGCCUGGCCGGGGCCAGAAGCUCGCUUCUGCGGGGACCUCGGCACCGUGCGGGUCUCCGGGGCGUCCAUGGACAACGGUGGUUUUGUAAAUUUAUUGUAGAUGACAUUUUCAGCUUCAGAUUUUUGACCAGCAGUCUCUUAUCUGUAUAUUUGUAAAUAAUAUCAUGUUUCUGUGAAAAUGUAUUAUCAAAUAAAAUGGGAGGAAAACACCUUUUUUAGCUA